Messenger RNA from Didymella exigua CBS 183.55, 1089 nucleotides. RefSeq lists its product as uncharacterized. Bases 1 to 1089 code for a protein of 362 amino acids. Gene Ontology annotation, biological process: siRNA processing. The record is from RefSeq and is a predicted model, not a curated record. The transcript has a single exon. Gene Ontology annotation, cellular component: nuclear RNA-directed RNA polymerase complex. NCBI's taxonomy places the organism in Eukaryota, Fungi, Ascomycota, Dothideomycetes, Pleosporales, Didymellaceae. Gene Ontology annotation, molecular function: RNA-directed RNA polymerase activity.
AUGGACCUCUACCUAGUGCGUUUCAGGGUCGCAUUGGAGGAGCGAAAGGACUCUGGAUGGUCAGCGACGAGUCUUUCACAAAAGACCCGGAGCACCUUGCCAAUAUGGAUCAAGGUCAGCGACAGCCAGCUGAAAUUCAACCCACAUCCAGAGGAUUUGUCUGACGCCACCUUUGACCGGCACCGUCUGACGUUUGAAGUUUCGAACUACAGCCAAACGCCAGCACAUUCGGAUCUCCACGUCUCAUCCAUCCCAAUUAUGGCUGACAGAGGUGUGCCCAGGGAGGUCGUUGCCGGGUACAUGAGAGAGCGUCUUGACGUAGCCAGGAAGGUUCUUCUAGACAAAGUAAAAGACCCAAUGAGAUUGUACGAGUACGUCCACAAAAAUAGCUCAAUAUCGAGGGAAGGGUCGGAAAUGGCCUGGCAGGCAGCAAUGCCUCUGGCAGUAGAGGACAAGAUGACGCUGCUGCUCGAGUCAGGGUUCUCGCCCCUCAAGCUGCAGGUCCUGGCUAGGAGCACGUGCCGCUUUGUCAAAAAGCAGCAUUUGCGUCAGGAGUCAAAGCUCAGAACACCGCUGGGAAAGGCGACAUGUCUUUACGGCGUUGCGGACCCUAUCGGAGUCUUGAGGCCGGGAGAGGUGUACAUUCAGUUCUCGUCCUCUUUCGUGGACGAUGUGACAGAUGAGAGGUACCUCAAUCUAAAGGGACACAAUCUCCUUGUUGCGCGACAACCUGCUAUUCGCAAUUCCGACAUCCAAAAGGUACGAGCCACAGGCCAUCCGAAACCCUCUCAUUUGGUCGACGUCGUGGUGCUCCCUUCCAAAGGGCAGUUCCCACUCGCUGGCAAGCUACAGGGUGGCGACUAUGAUGGUGACAUCUUUUGGCUCUGCUGGGAAGACAGGCUCGUUGAGCCGUUCAGAAAUGCUCCAGCGCCAGUCAAGAGUCCAGUUCCUGAGCAGUACGGGAUCAAAGCAGUCGGAGAGGGAAGCAGUCGGAGAGGGAAGCAGUCGGAGAGGGAAGCAGUCAGAGAGGGAAGCAGUCGGAGAGGGAAGCAGUCGGAGAGGGAAGCAUGCGUAUCGCUGUUCCGUUGA